Molecule: messenger RNA, 1603 nt
Organism: Durio zibethinus
Lineage: Eukaryota; Viridiplantae; Streptophyta; Magnoliopsida; Malvales; Malvaceae
Source: RefSeq, a predicted model, not a curated record
UUUACGUGGCCUCAAAACCAAUUGGGAGUCUCAACAGUUGACUUAAUCCACAGUCACAAACCAAGCACCAACCUGUUUUUCUAGAGUCUUGGGUUUUAGCAAACCAACUACUAAAUCUAGCAGACUGUGGAAAUCCCACCCACAAGUUGGGUAAAAAGUAUACAUAUUAAUCUCACCAACAUAUUGGGAAAAUAAUCAUAGAAACUGUUGUCUAAUCCUUGAGCAAAUCAAGAUUAUUUAUUAUAACUCUUUUUUUUUUAAUUUUCUCUUUUAUUUUGUCUAGCUCAUAAAUGGGUCUGUAACGCCAAUAUCGUUGAACAUUUUUCAAAGUAAAUUGGGUGGUUAAAAGAAUUGGCUUCAAAGUAGAUCAAUGUCCCUGGCAUAGCUAGACGGAUGGAUGGAUGGAUGGCUAUCCAAAAACCCACUGCCCGCUGAUAUGUUGGUGUGGGACCAAUCUCAUGAUGAUCUUACUGACAUUCUCCACAAUAUAAGCCAUCAUACAGACAACAACUCAACUCCUUUCUAAUUUCUCUCUCUUAAAGAGUUCUCGUUUCCUCCCUUUUGCUCUCUCUUCAUUACAGUAAUAGCCCCAUACUAUCAUGAAUGGGUACAGGGAAGACAAUUCAUGCUGCUAUUUCCAUCCUACAGAAGUUGUUAUUGGGGUUUGCCCUUUGUGCUUAAAUGAGAGGCUUCUUAUCUUAGCUUCAAAGCAAGGCCAACGCUCUUCAUCAUCCAGCAGAGGCAGCCAUAGAUUAAUUCAAGGUGUUUCACAAAAGAAACCUCCCAUUAACCUUCCCAAGAUCUUUGCUUUAGGUUCACUUCUCAAUCGUCUUGAGUUCAAGCAUUGGAAAUCUGAAAAUUCUGAUGAUCAUGAUGCUUCAACCAGUCAAGAAGACUCCUUCAUCUCAAUCAAGUUUGAAGAGAAUGGUGUUGCCUCAUGGGAAAAGGGCACAGUUUCUAAGGUCUCUCUUGAGCAUUGCAGCAUGUCCUGGCACCCCACCUUGACCAAGGACAAGGAACAAAAGGAGACCAAUAAGAGUGUGAUAGAGCAUGUCAAACCACGUGCAUCGCUCAGGUGGCGAAAGCGGAUUGGCCAUUUGUUCCAACUCAUCAGGUGGAAGAGGUCCAGCAAGGCCAAUGUGUGCCACAUGGGCAGCAAGGUAGAGGGAGUCAAGGUGAUGAGGAAGGGUUGGAUAAGGACUCUAACAAAGAGGGCCAAAGAAUAGAGGAGUUUUUUUGUAUAGAAAGGGACACUACGGCUUUUCCUCCAUACCAAUUUGUGUGUAGGGGCUCUCUUUUGUGACUGUAAAGUUCUAUAUAAUUGAGAUGGUAGAGUCAAAAUAUACUUUAUCACCCGAAAGUGAUUUGGCUUAAAGUUCAUUGCCUUGUUGUAUUCUAUUCUUAAUUCUGAUAGACAGAACAAGCUGCAAAACGAUUGUUACAAUUUGCCCCUCUUUUGAGAUUGGCUUAAAUAAGGGCACAUUCCUAAUACGAAAGAAAUAUUUGUAUUUUUUCUCUCCAUACUGAUCUUUGGAGUGCAAAAGCAAAAACCCCCAUGUCAUGUGCACGAAGUGAGGAACAUUGGAGCAUAAUUUCACAGGGU